AUGAACGUGCGCACGGAGCGAUUGAUCGGGCAGGAUUCGCGCCUCCAUUUUUCCAGGAGAGAGCGGGAGACCGAGAGAGCGGGACCAGCGGCUGGCAGAAAAAUUAUCUUCCCCUUCUCCAAGAUGUACAGAACCAAAGUGGGCUUGAAGGACCGCCAGCAGCUCUACAAGCUGAUCAUUAGCCAGCUGCUCUACGAUGGCUAUAUCAGCAUCGCCAAUGGCCUCAUCAAUGAAAUCAAGCCUCAGUCUGUGUGUGCACCCUCGGAGCAGCUCCUGCAUCUCAUCAAACUUGGAAUGGAAAAUGACGACACUGCAGUUCAGUAUGCAAUUGGUCGGUCAGACACAGUUGCCCCUGGCACAGGAAUUGACCUGGAAUUUGAUGCAGAUGUCCAGACUAUGUCCCCAGAAGCAUCAGAGUACGAAACCUGCUACGUCACGUCCCACAAAGGACCCUGUCGCGUAGCUACCUAUAGUAGAGAUGGGCAGCUAAUAGCUACUGGAUCUGCUGACGCGUCCAUAAAAAUCCUAGACACAGAAAGAAUGCUGGCCAAAAGUGCCAUGCCGAUUGAGGUCAUGAUGAACGAGACUGCACAGCAGAACAUGGAAAACCACCCAGUGAUUCGAACUCUUUACGACCACGUGGAUGAAGUCACGUGUCUUGCCUUCCACCCAACAGAACAGAUCCUCGCCUCUGGUUCAAGGGAUUAUACUCUUAAAUUAUUUGAUUAUUCCAAACCGUCUGCAAAAAGAGCCUUCAAAUACAUCCAGGAGGCUGAAAUGUUACGCUCCAUCUCCUUUCAUCCUUCUGGAGACUUUAUACUUGUGGGGACUCAGCAUCCGACACUUCGACUUUACGACAUCAACACAUUUCAGUGCUUUGUCUCUUGCAACCCUCAAGAUCAGCACACUGAUGCCAUAUGUUCAGUGAAUUACAAUCCUAGUGCCAAUAUGUACGUGACUGGUAGCAAGGAUGGCUGCAUCAAAUUAUGGGAUGGCGUCUCAAAUCGGUGCAUCACAACGUUCGAGAAAGCACAUGAUGGCGCGGAAGUUUGUUCUGCCAUCUUUUCGAAAAAUUCUAAAUACAUUCUGUCAAGUGGAAAAGACUCUGUAGCUAAACUUUGGGAAAUAUCAACAGGACGAACGCUGGUCAGAUACACAGGUGCUGGCUUGAGCGGGCGGCAGGUGCACCGGACGCAGGCUGUCUUCAACCACACGGAGGACUACGUGCUGCUGCCCGACGAGAGGACCAUCAGCCUGUGCUGCUGGGACUCGCGCACGGCCGAGCGCCGGAACCUGCUCUCGCUGGGCCACAACAACAUCGUGCGCUGCAUCGUGCACUCGCCCACCAACCCCGGCUUCAUGACCUGCAGCGAUGACUUCCGGGCACGGUUUUGGUACCGGCGGUCAACCACGGACUAGAGCUGCCUGCGCUCCACAGGGUUCUUUUCUGGAGGACUCUGCCCUCCUCUCCACCAACCCCCCUCCUUGUCCGUCACCAGCCUCAGUAGUAAGUCAUCGCUCCAUCUCCGGCAGUUGUGCUGCCACCUCUACAUCCUUCUGGGAUUUGUAUGAAAGAAUCUUUUUUUACCUUGAUGGAGAAUCAUGGUGGAAAAAGUUGGGAACACAGAUCUGUGCGGUUGUUCUGCACUCACUGAUUAUUACAGUGUGAUUUUCAUCAGUUUUGUAAAUACAGGACUGGCUUUCCCUAGACUCUUGAUCAUUUGAAGGAUAGGGUAUUAAAGUGCUUUCUGGAUC
This is a messenger RNA of Budorcas taxicolor (takin), 1755 nucleotides long. It is a transcript of the gene CSTF1, whose product is annotated as cleavage stimulation factor subunit 1. Gene Ontology annotation, biological process: mRNA 3'-end processing. NCBI's taxonomy places the organism in Eukaryota, Metazoa, Chordata, Mammalia, Artiodactyla, Bovidae. Bases 1 to 1419 code for a protein of 472 amino acids. The record is from RefSeq and is a predicted model, not a curated record. Gene Ontology annotation, molecular function: protein binding; RNA binding. The transcript is spliced from 6 exons. Gene Ontology annotation, cellular component: mRNA cleavage stimulating factor complex.